GAACUCGUCGAAGCUUAUGCAGUUGUCGCUGUUGGUGUCAAAGAGCUGGAAUAUGCGAUCCACGUACAGCGACUCCUUCACAGUGAAGCCUAGCGCCGACUGGAACUCGCUGCGGUUGAUCAGCCCGUCGUCUCGCUUCGCCGAGCUGAUGAGAUCGUAGUGUACGUUUAAGGCGAUCACUUCCUCCGGCGUAAAAUUUUCUCUUGCAGUAGAUGCUGCCGCCCCCAUUGCUGCAAUGAGCAACACAGCGCGCGUCCUUUCAAGGUAGGAUUUACGAGUCUUAAUUAUUGUAAGCUAGGCAUUGCUAGCCACACGAGCCAUCAUCUUCGACGGCUCCACCAAUGAUGCCCAUGCGCGUGCUGACCAAGCGCCUGCCAAUGCGGUGCCUGCAGACAUCGGCGCUGCGUUCUCUCUCCACAGAGGCUCCUUCCGUCGCUUUUGCUGCCGACGCCACGGCCACUUCGGAGACUGUGGAGAUCUCGGAGGGGGAUCUGGGCAACCUCGCGGGAGUGCCGAUCUCGCAGGCUACGAAGGCUCACCGUCUCAAGUUCUUCGCGUUUGCCAAGGAGCAGCAGGACGAGCUCUUCCCGGAGGGCGUUGUCCGUCGCAUGGACGACACCUUUGACCUCCUUGGCCACCGCCACAUCAUGCUACGCGAUACCACGCUGCAGAUUAUGUCGGCUAUGAAUGACUGGGAGACCGACAAAGACGAUUCCAUCGGCGCUUACCUGAUUGACGGUGAACGCGGCACAGGAAAGAGCUUCGCGCUGCACCAGAUCGUGCAAUACGCGCGUGAAAGUAACUGGGUGGUGCUCUACAUCCCCAACCCGCGCUCGUGGACCAAUGAAGCUCCGUACGUGAUGCAGUCGCCAUACCAGCAGGGAAAGCUCGACAUCGAUGUGUACGGUGUGGAUCUGCUGCAGAAGUUCUUGCACUGUCACGGUGAGCAGUUGAAGUCCAUCCCUCUGCGUGGCAAAUACGCCGACCGCUACUACCAUACGGACAAGUUCGAGUCCAAGCCUAAGAACGCAUCAGACUACAAGGACGCCGCUUUGACCCUGCGUGAUGUGGUUGUUGGUGGUGUGCGUGAUGAGGAACUGGCGUGCCAGGCUGUGUGUGACCUGAAGAAGGAACUGGCGCAGACCACAGAGUUCCCCGUGCUAAUCGCCAUCGACGACUACAACACGUGGUUCCACUCGACUGUCUUCGGUUACGAGGGCAAGGACGUGGAAGCCGAUGACAUUUCGGUGAUCGCUUCCCUCAAGGACAUUGGUGCUAAGGGAUAUGACGAGUCGCGCAAGCUCAAGAACGGUCUGUUCGUCGCUGCCGUGACGGAGAAUUUCCCCACAAAGGUGCACUUUAAGCAGCAGGUGGACUACCGCAAGAUCCGCGCCACCAUGCGCCCAUACACGCCCGAGGAACUUGUGACCGUCGUCUCGUACUACAACCAAGUCAGCUUCCUGCACGACAAGCCCACGGACUCGCAGCUGGCAUACUUCAGGCUCAUGACCAAGUCGCUCCCUCUUCACGUAUUCGAUCGCGCGUCGUUCUCAUAGAUUAAUGAGGUCCGACUAAGGGACCUAUCUCAGCAGCAGUGCAAGGCAGGGAGAAAUGUAGACAGACAGCGUGACAGACGUUGUUAGCAUUGUUCCUCCUUUUUUUU
Phytophthora infestans T30-4 is the source of this 1663-nucleotide messenger RNA. RefSeq lists its product as uncharacterized. Gene Ontology annotation, molecular function: structural constituent of ribosome. Gene Ontology annotation, cellular component: mitochondrial small ribosomal subunit. Lineage: Eukaryota; Oomycota; Peronosporomycetes; Peronosporales; Peronosporaceae. The record is from RefSeq and is a predicted model, not a curated record. The transcript has 6 exons. The coding region runs from base 342 to 1556 and encodes 404 amino acids.